UGUCGCCUUGAUGGAAGGAUAAAAACAGCCCGGAGCCUUUGUAUGAUUUUGGCCGAAUAUGAGUUGCAUCGCAUCGAGUGCUGUAGCGGUGGCUACUACUUGGCAAUUGAAGCAACUCGAGCGACUCACGAAAUGGAAUUGAAGUAA
Molecule: messenger RNA, 147 nt
Organism: Protopolystoma xenopodis
Lineage: Eukaryota; Metazoa; Platyhelminthes; Monogenea; Polystomatidea; Polystomatidae
Source: the annotation of a GenBank genome assembly